Penicillium oxalicum is the source of this 153-nucleotide messenger RNA. RefSeq lists its product as uncharacterized. The transcript has 2 exons. The record is from RefSeq and is a predicted model, not a curated record. The coding region runs from base 1 to 153 and encodes 50 amino acids. Lineage: Eukaryota; Fungi; Ascomycota; Eurotiomycetes; Eurotiales; Aspergillaceae.
AUGCCUCUUGAGUAUGCCAAAGAGGAGGCCAGUUGCGAACGCUAUCAGCGCCUUUUUUCAAGGCGUCGAUGGAGAGAGUCUGUGCGGAGUUUGGAGGAUGCGUGUCGAAAGGAGGGGACGACACCUUUAUCAAAGAGGUGGUCCAUCGAAUGA